Messenger RNA from Aspergillus aculeatinus CBS 121060, 1119 nucleotides. RefSeq lists its product as uncharacterized. The transcript is spliced from 4 exons. The coding region runs from base 1 to 1119 and encodes 372 amino acids. The record is from RefSeq and is a predicted model, not a curated record. Gene Ontology annotation, cellular component: mitochondrion. Lineage: Eukaryota; Fungi; Ascomycota; Eurotiomycetes; Eurotiales; Aspergillaceae.
AUGGAGGAAGCCUCCGGGACGAGACUGGAAGAUCUAUGGGAUGAUUACUCUCUCGAAGAGAAGAUCGCAGUCAUUAAGGAUCUCGUGCAACUGGAGAGAAAAAUGCUUCAAGUGCCACUGAAUCGCUAUGGGAGCUUGUACUAUGCCGGCGCCAAUAUCAGAGGUGCCGUGCCAGCCGAUACCUGUGCAGAAAUACCUGCUGAGCUCAAAUACACAAUACGCCGUCGUUUUGUUAUUGGCCCGCUCGCAGAAAGACACUAUUGGUCCAAAGAACGUGCAGAGAUGACCUUGGACCGAGGACCAUCUUACCGAGAAGAGGCAUGGAUCCAACAAUACGCAACUCCAAGAGCCGAAAACGACCCGCUAGCAACCUCAGCAACGCAGAACUCUCCUAGCAGUCACAUUUCUCUACUGCAGAAAUAUCGUCAGGUUGCCCCUUAUCUGCUCCCGGAUGAUCCUGUCGUGGUUGCACCCUACAUCUGGCAUACCGAUCUGCACGCGGGGAACAUCUUUAUUUAUAAUGGUAAGAUCUCGAGUGUAAUAGACUGGCAAGGGCUCUGGGCAGCACCCUUAAUCAUUCAAGCACGUCACCCAAGGCUAGUCGAUUACAAUGGUGAAGUUAUCCUGAAAGCCCCCGAAAACUUCAAGCAGCUGGAUCUGGCGGAAAAGGCUCGGAUCAGAGGCCUUAUGAGUUGCUCAAUCCUGCUUUAUCUCUACGAGAAACAGAUUGCCAGAGAGCUACCCCUACUUAAUAAAAUCCUUCGAUUUGAUCACGGUCGGACAAGAUGCAAUCCGGUUCUGUUCGUGGGCGAUACAUGGGAGGACGACCUUCUCCCCUUUCGGGAAUCGCUGAUUAGGCUUGAGAGAUGCUGGAAUGAAUUAGGGUUUGACUGUCCAUGUCCGAUCCAUUUCACCGAGGAUGAUCUUCGGGUCCAUGCAGAAGAAAGUGCCGGGUGGAAUGAUGUGCAAGACUUCUGGAAUUCCUUCGCAGACGUCGUAUCGAGAGAUGGCUGCACCCCGCACCAUUUAUAUGGGGAUGCCGUUUCGCUGUUUACAGAGCUACGAGAUAUUGGCCUGAAAGCUAUAGUAGGAAAGAAGAGGGAUGCAUUUGAGAUCUAG